AUGGCUGAACCAUCAUCUGAUGCUGCUACUGCAAGUGCAAUGAGGAAAAAUAAGGCAGACCCAGGCUGGAAAUAUUGUCAUUCACUAGUGGAAGGAGAUACAAACACCAUUGUUUGUAAUUUAUGUGGAAAAAUUACAAAGGGAGGAAUAACCCGAGCCAAACAACACUUGAUUGGGAAGUCGGGCAACGUUGCAGCUUGCAAGAAAACUCCCCCAAAUGUAGUCGAAGAGUUGAAGGAAUAUAUGGCUACCAAAAAAAGUGGGACCACUUACAGUACUUCUGGCAGUGGUAAUAUGAAAAAUAUAAAAGAUUUUGAAUUUGGUGAACCAAUUGGAUGUGAUGGAAGUGAAAAAGAUGAGUUUGCGGACUCUUGUAAUGUUGCUGCAAGUGCAAAGACAAAGUGUGGGACUAAAAAAGGACCAAUGGACAAAUUUUGUAAGAAUCCAGAAAAUGCAAUCAAUCGGAGAAAAAUGGAGAUGCUGAGGCAAAUGAACAUAAGAGAGUCAAUGGAUAAGAAUGAAGUAUUGAAGGUGCAUCUACAUAUUGCUCGCUUUUGGUACCAAGCAGGUUUUUCAUUCAACCUCAUUAAAUUGAAAAGCUUUGAGAACAUGGUUGCAGCCAUUGGUCAAUAUGGGCCACAUUUGCCCAUUCCUAGCUAUCAUGAUAUCAGAGUUCCACUCUUGAAGAAGGAAGUUGAAUAUACUGAAAAUUUGAUGAAAGGCCAUAGGGAGCAAUGGGUCAAGUAUGGUUGUACUAUUAUGUCCGAUGCAUGGACUGAUCAGAAACAAAGAUGCAUCAUUAAUUUUUUGAUUAACUCUCAAGCUGGUACCAUGUUUUUGAAGUCUGUUGAUGACUCUGAUUUUGUAAAGACAGGUGAAAAGCUUUUUGAGUUGCUUGAUGCCAUUGUGGAGGAAGUUGGAGAAGAGAAUGUUGUUCAAGUUGUAACCGAUAAUGGGAGCAACUAUGUUUUAGCGGCUUCCCUUGAUAAGGAAGACAAUUAG
Messenger RNA from Glycine soja, 1002 nucleotides. RefSeq lists its product as uncharacterized. The record is from RefSeq and is a predicted model, not a curated record. Bases 1 to 1002 code for a protein of 333 amino acids. The transcript is spliced from 2 exons. Gene Ontology annotation, molecular function: DNA binding. NCBI's taxonomy places the organism in Eukaryota, Viridiplantae, Streptophyta, Magnoliopsida, Fabales, Fabaceae.